Molecule: messenger RNA, 376 nt
Organism: Dentiscutata erythropus
Lineage: Eukaryota; Fungi; Glomeromycota; Glomeromycetes; Diversisporales; Gigasporaceae
Source: the annotation of a GenBank genome assembly
GUGCAAGGGUCGAGCAGUCACACAACUACAUAACAAUAUACAUUACCUUAAAAACUUUACUAUUCAUAAAUCUCAUGCACCUGAAUUACAUAAUGCUGAAGUCGCAAAGUUUUCUUCUGAAAUUAAGCGCCAAGCACAAGAAACAAGAGAUAAGCCUUCUAAAAUAAUACAGGAAAAUAUUAUUAAUAUACCUGAAGCAAUUAGACCAUAUCUUCCUUCAACAAACGCCUGUCAUAGAAAAAUUCAACAUGUAAGACAUACAGGAUUACCACCUCAACCGCAAAACAUUGCCAAAUUCGAUGUACCAAAUAAUCUUCAAAAUACAUUGAAUGACAAACUUUUCUUAGUUAAUGACCAAUUAGUUGGUCAAAGUUGA